Prunus armeniaca (apricot) is the source of this 552-nucleotide messenger RNA. NCBI's taxonomy places the organism in Eukaryota, Viridiplantae, Streptophyta, Magnoliopsida, Rosales, Rosaceae. The record is from the annotation of a GenBank genome assembly.
AUGGCUUCCUCUUCUUCUUGCCCUAAACAUUUUGAUUUAAAUGUUGCCUCCAAAACAACCCGUGACGCCAAAGUCUGGCGUCCAUCCUUUGUAUCCCAAAAUCGUCAUCUCACUAUUAAUGAUUUUGUGAUGAUGAAUGAUACGUCUGUUGUCAUAGUAGCUAAGAAUUUCCUUACUCCUAUGGAUGAAAUACUGUUAAUAAGAAGGUCUGACGAAAAGGCUAUUGAUGACUCAAUGACUUUUAGCAUUCAGAGUGCUGCUUCUGUUUCGAACAUGGUUGAUCAUUUGCAUGCUCAAGCAAACGAGAUUCAGGAGCUAAACACUGAAAAUUCAUAUCUUCGAAGAAUGCUUCAUGAGUCUCAGCAAGAGGUUGAAAACCUUAAAGAGGAAAAUAAGACCUUGUUUGAACUAGUGAGUUCAUACUCCAUUGAUACACAGACAAGGCUUGACAUGCUGCAGAUUUCCAAUGAAAAUAUUCUGGGAGACCAUAAGAAGCUUAUGGCUAAGCUUAAGAGGCACCGUCCUCUUCCUUCAGAGGCUUCCAGAACAUAA